This is a messenger RNA of Dermacentor andersoni, 1336 nucleotides long. RefSeq lists its product as uncharacterized. Lineage: Eukaryota; Metazoa; Arthropoda; Arachnida; Ixodida; Ixodidae. The record is from RefSeq and is a predicted model, not a curated record.
CUCUGUCAGAGUUCGACGCAGGGGUACGGUAGCAAUUAAAGCUUAUGCGGGAAACUAGCGGUCAUGCUCAUUAGAGAUAGAGCGAAGUUGCACCGUUCUGGUAGCCGUAAAUCCAUCUAAGGUUUUGUCCUAUCCGAUGAUGAACACGGGAGAUACGACGCAGAACUUCCGUUUGUUACCCACUUUAUUUCAACAACUCUGGAAGGCCGAUUUCUCCCGCCUAGUGUUUUGUUCGAAAGUUUGACCCCGCCGGCCUAAGCCGAACGCUACUAUAACGAGAACUGUAAACGGACAGCACAGCGAACAGUGAUGUUCGGAGGCGGAGCAGUACAGCAGUUGAAUGCUUUCGAUGUUCUGUCUGAACCUUGGACUUCAGUUCUUCGCCCGAUUGCACCGAACUAUUGACAAUGGGUCAUUCGAAGGCGGCUCAGCCAACAGCAUGCAGCUCCCCAUCAGCUCCUCUGCCAGCGCGAACGACAAAUCAUCAGAUGGACAACUGAACCAAAGAAGCCUGGGUAUCAAGACAACCUUCGGCAACACGGGAUCAUCUAUUAUAGGUAUAGGCAGCGCACCACGGGAAUUCCCGUUACUGCCAGGCUCGGGCAUUAAACCAUCUGUAUACGGCACGGGUUCUACUAUAAUACAAACAGGUGGGCUACCGCAACGGCCAGUUAUUCCCACCGGGAUCAACGGAAGCCGAACCAUUAUAGAAUCGGAUGCCUUUCGAAAGGUAUUCUGGCAACAGCCAGGCAUCAGCCCCAUCGGCACCAACGUAGGAAUGCAGAUACUGCGCGGAGAGGCUCCGAUGAUCCGCGUCAUCGAGACGAAGAUUCACGAAGGACGCGAGAUGGAGCGAAACCUGACGGCCAUCCGCAUCGCCAUCCUCCGAGAGCUGUCCGGCGCUACGGGCAUUGGAGUCAUCCGGCGCUUCCAGAUCCGGCGGCGACUGCGAGAGCUCGACGUGCGCCUCAACGAACUACACCGAAAGAACCAAGAGGCCGAGCAGAAGUUCCGGACGUUCAUCGGCGGCGUCGCAUCGGGCAAGAUCCGCGACCGACGGCAAGCACGAUCCAUCCUGGACAACAUCUACCACUUCUGCGGAACGGUGGUCGCCAAGCUCGUCUUCAUCUGCCGGGGAGUCGCCGGAGGACUCAUCAACCUGUGCAAGGGCAUCAUCUUGGGCCUGGCCAACGUGAUCCACGGAAUUCUGGGCCUGAAGCUGCGUCCUCUAGAAGCCGGCGUCAACGUGGUCGCUGGAAUCUAGUCAGCCCCGUCGUGGUAGCAAUAAAUGUACGUUCGUCGCAAGCAAGCGCGGUUGCUCUGUGGCGUUGUACGU